This is a messenger RNA of Anthostomella pinea, 1110 nucleotides long. NCBI's taxonomy places the organism in Eukaryota, Fungi, Ascomycota, Sordariomycetes, Xylariales, Xylariaceae. The record is from the annotation of a GenBank genome assembly.
AUGGCUGUGGACACUUCGCCGUUUCUUCACCUCUCGCGGCCUCUGGCGCCGGCUGCCUUCAACUUCCAGGGAAAUAUUGCCCCGCUCUCCGUCAACAUCCAACCCCAAGCAGUCCUCUCCAUCCUCGACCAUGCCAUCCGUCGCGACCUCCCCACGAGCCCGUCGAGCUCAUCCCGCGUCAUCGGAGCGCUCGUCGGAAACCGCUCAGAAGACGGCAGCGAGGCGUCCGUAUCGUCGGCUUUCGCCAUCCCGCACACCGAGAAUGAGGAUCAGGUCGAGGUGGACGUCGAGUACCAGAAGAACAUGCUGUCGCUGCACCUGCGGGCGAACCCGCGAGAGGCCCUGCUGGGCUGGUAUACGACGUCGCACGAGCUCAACAGCUUCAGCGCCUUGAUCCAGAACUUCUUCGCCUCCCCCGAGACCGGCACCUUCCCCCACCCGGCCGUCCAUCUGACCGUGUCGACCGAUCCCGGCGCCGACGUGCGCCUCAAGGCCUACAUCAGCGCCCCCGUCGCAGUCAACGCCGAGCGCGCCGCCGAGAGCUGUCUAUUCAUCCAGGUCCCGCACAAGGUCUCGUACAACGAUGCCGAGCGGUCGGCCCUGGAGCUGAUCGCGAGCGCCAAGGAUGUCGACACCCGCGCGGCACCCAUCUCCACCGACGUCGAGGGUCUGGCGCGCAGCCUCGAGAGCACCGCUGACCUGCUGGAGCGCACGUCCGAGUUUGUUAGCGCCAUUAUCGACGAAGAGCGCGAGCCCAACAACGCCCUAGGCCAGUACCUGAUGGGUGCACUGUCGCUAGCCCCCAAGGUCGACCCGUCAUGCAUCGAGUCCGACUUCAACAACCACAUCCAGGACGUUCUCAUGGUCAGCUACCUGGCCAACAGCAUCCGCACCCAGAUCGAUCUCAGCCAGCGCCUGGCGACCGCUACUCUGGAGGAAAAGGAUGGGCAGAAGGAUGGCGACAAGGGAGGCGACAACAAGGGCGAUCGCGGUGAGCGGGGCGGGCGCGGCGGGCGCGGCAGGGGUGGUCGGGGUGGUGGCCGAGGAGGCGGCAACCGCGAGCCGAGAGAGCCCAGGGAGCCUAGGGAACCGCGGGAGAAUGGCGAAUGA